GCUGUGUGAACUACAAGUGCUGUGUUCUCCACAGCGGACGUUUUCGAACUUUUGCGAAAUCUUUUCGGCUCACUUGGCAGCUUCCUAGCAACAAAUGUUAUCUCGUGCAUUGUAAGAGCAAACAGACAAAGUUACGUUAGGAUAUUUCAAAAAGAAGGUUUUCAUAAAUGUUAACAACUUUGUGGCAUCUGAUUGAGGGUUGAUAUGUUAAUUUUAAUACUUUUGAGCAUUACAAACGAGAAUCUUCAGUGACACGCAAUACCUCAGCUUCAUAUUGUUAUCGAAACUCUGGUGUGGCUUCUCAGUAAAAGAUCAAAUAAACAAUGGCCGCACGAGCAGUUGGUUUUUUAUUCAUCUCUGCAGUUACACUCGCAGUCGUUGUAAACUUUGCAAAAAUAUCAGAAUUGUUACACUCUAAAAAUGGCGGAUAUUCAACGUGGACGUCAUGGAGCCGUUGCAGUCGAAGCUGCGGUGGAGGAAGGAAAGUUCGGACAAGAAAUUGCACAGCUCCAAGACCAGAAGGCCUAGGGAAAAGUUGUUUACAGCUAGGACCACCUUAUCAGUUAGAGAUUUGCAAUUCGAAUCAUUGUCCCAUACAUGGAGCUCCCGGUGGAUGGGGAGCAUGGGGGCCUUGUGACCACCAGUGUGGGGAGGGAACAAUGGAGCGCCGAAGGGAAUGUGACUCCCCGCAGCCCCAAUAUGGCGGGGCAGAAUGCUUGCAGAUGUAUCUAAUCGACAAGGCUUCAUGUCCAAAUCUAAAACCUUGCCCUAUCGACGGGAAAUGGAGUGACUGGAAAGAUCAACCAUGUUCAGUUACAUGUGGGGAUGGAAAAUUGAAAAGGGUGAGAGAAUGCAACAACCCCUCUCCCCAGAAUGGCGGAAAGGAAUGUGAAGGCAUAGCCGAAGAAACAAAAGACUGCAAACAAAAGGAGUGCCCUGUGCCCACGACCGCACCUCCAACUACAACUGUAGCUACAACCGCCAAGCCAAAAGAAGAUAAAAAACAAAUGGACGAAAAAAAAGAAGAGAAAGAUGGAGAAAAGAAAGAUGAGAAAAAAGAAGAGAAAAAAGAAGAGAAAAAAGAAGAGAAAAAAGAGGAGAAAAAAGAUGAUAAAAAAGAAGAGAAGAACGAAGAGAAAAAAGAGGAGAAAAAGGAGGAGAAAAAGGAGGAGAAAAGGGAGGAGAAGAAGGAGGAGAAAAAGGAGGAGAAGAAGGAGGAGAAAAAGGAGGAGAAGAAGGAGGAGAAAAAGGAGGAGAAGAAAGAUGAUAAAAUUGAGGAGAAGAAAGAAGCGAAGAAAGAAGAGAAAAAAGAGGAGAAAAAGGAGGAGAAAAAGGAGGAGAAAAAGGAGGAGAAGAAGGAGGAGAAAAAAGAGGAGAAAAAGGAGGAGAAAAAGGAGGAGAAGAAGGAGGAGAAGAAGGAGGAGAAGAAAGAAGUGAAGAAAGAAGACAAAAUAGAGGGAAAGAAGGACGAGAAAAAAGAGGAAAAGAAAGACGAGACAAAGGAAGUGAAGAGGAAUUAGACAAAGAGGGAGAAGAGCUAUCAUGAUAAUCAAGAACGCGACAGAAAAAAUUGACGAAAAAUGUAGAGAAAGUUUAAAAUAAAAAUGCUAGCUAAAGGUGGUUAAAAGUUGCACGUGACAUAAAAGCUAGAAAUAUUUUAUAGGAUUGAAAAUGUAGUUAAAAAAGACAAAUAAACCAGUUGUAUUUCUGUAGAAUAUUGUUUUAUUUAUUCCAAUGCAGAACGAUGUAAGUUUUUUAACAAAUGCAAAAGUUUGUAGUGUUG
Molecule: messenger RNA, 1783 nt
Organism: Rhopilema esculentum
Lineage: Eukaryota; Metazoa; Cnidaria; Scyphozoa; Rhizostomeae; Rhizostomatidae
Source: RefSeq, a predicted model, not a curated record